AAGUCACUUGGGAGAAAAUGCUGAUCCCUGGGCCCUCCCUUAAGAUGGCAGAAGGCAGGCAGGGCUGGCAGAGCAGGUGCGCUUCAUCUUUCUCCAGGGAGCAGCUCUGGGAAGUGCCAGAGGAUUCGCUGCCAGCAGGGACUGAGGCUUGGGGCUGGCAGCAACUCUGCUGGCUCUGAAGGAUAGGGCCCAGGGCGAGCUUGGCUCAGGUGCUCUCUCCCCACAGGGCCUCGCCAUGGUGUGCAGGCCAGGGUGGCUGCUGCUGUACAGCGUGGUGGUGCUGCUGCUCGGCUGCCUGCUCUUUCUGAAGAAGGCGGCCAUACCAUCAGGAACCCCUGCAGUCCACCAGCCUUUCUCGGCCUCGCCAUGGCCCCAUCGCAGCCAGUGCCUACCCAACCUCUCAGUGGCUAAUGCCUCCCUGUCCCUGCCCAGCCGUCACCGCCUCUUUUUGACCUAUCGACACUGCAGAAAUUUCUCCACCUUGCUGGAGCCUUCUGCCUGUGCCAAGGACACCUUCCUGCUCCUAGCCAUCAAGUCACAGCCUGGUCACGUGGAGCAGCGUGCAGCUAUCCGAGGCACGUGGGGCCACGCGGGGAGCUGGGCCCAGGGCCGGAAGCUGAAGCUGGUGUUUCUCCUGGGGGUGGCAGGACCGACACCCCCAGCCCAGCUGUUGGCCUAUGAGAGCUGGCAGUUUGAUGACAUCCUACAGUGGGACUUCACUGAGGACUUUUUCAACCUGACGCUCAAGGAGCUGCAUUUCCAGCGAUGGGUGGCAGCUGCCUGUCCCCAUGCCUACUUUACACUGAAGGGGGAUGAUGAUGUCUUUGUUCAUGUCCCCAACGUGCUGGAGUUCCUGGAUGGCUGGGACCCAGCCCAGGACCUCCUGGUGGGUGAUGUCAUUCGCCAGGCCCUGCCCAACAGGAACAUCAGAGUCAAAUACUUCAUUCCGCCCUCCAUGUACAGGGCCCGCCACUACCCGCCCUAUGCGGGGGGUGGAGGCUAUGUCAUGUCCAAAGCCACCAUGGGGCACCUCCACACAGCUGCAGAGGAGGCUGAACUCUUCCCCAUUGAUGACGUCUUUGUGGGAAUGUGUCUGACAAAGCUGGGUGUGAACCCCACCCACCAUGCUGGCUUCAAGACAUUUGGAAUCCGGCAGCCCCUGGAUCCCUGCCUGUACAGAGGGCUCCUGCUGGUGCACCGCUUCAGCCCACUGGAGAUGUGGACCAUGUGGGCACUGGUGACAGAUGAGGGGCUCAAGUGUGCAGCUGUUCCCAAGUCCCAGUUCUGAAGGGUAGGUUGAGCAACAAGCUUAGGAUGAACAAAAUGGGAACACUUGAAAUUCCUUGGGAAAUGCU
Castor canadensis (American beaver) is the source of this 1355-nucleotide messenger RNA. RefSeq names its product UDP-GlcNAc:betaGal beta-1,3-N-acetylglucosaminyltransferase 4 (gene B3gnt4). The record is from RefSeq and is a predicted model, not a curated record. Gene Ontology annotation, molecular function: N-acetyllactosaminide beta-1,3-N-acetylglucosaminyltransferase activity. Gene Ontology annotation, biological process: poly-N-acetyllactosamine biosynthetic process; protein O-linked glycosylation. NCBI's taxonomy places the organism in Eukaryota, Metazoa, Chordata, Mammalia, Rodentia, Castoridae. Gene Ontology annotation, cellular component: Golgi membrane.